CCAGCUCGUGCUCUUCAUUCCAGUGCACGAGCCGAGCGAAGCAGACGGUCCAACCCAGCAAAACAAGCAGCAGCCAGAGCUGAUAAAUUCGCUCUCAGGGAAUAAAUAAUAUCUGAUCUAUUAACCGCGCGGCUGUUUCUUCUUCACUGCAGGAAUACCACUUCUUCUUCUUCUUCUUGAUCAUCGUGGACGCAUGUGAGCGCGCACAUGCCCGGCUCUGGACUGUAUAAUAGGACACCAUGGCUCUCUGACACAAGUGCGGCUCUUCUGACAGAGAAACAGAGAAAGUCUUUUGGGGAUCUCCUCGCUGUUAUUUCGCCUCUUAUUGACUAACAACGAAAAUACUGCUGGGAAUUAUUCUCCCUGGAUGGUGCCCGCGCGGACUGGACUACCUGUUUUCAGCUGAAUGCGAGAGGAAGGGACUGCUGGAAGACUUGCUGCCUUUUCUCUGGUUUAAUAAGAAUAAUAAGGUUGGAGAUCACUGAAAAUCGAGAAGGAGCUGCUGCUAUAUUCGCACGUUGCGCAGGGUGUUAUUUCCUCCCAAACGCUCACCUUUACGCGUUUUGGUGAAUGGGGGUAACUCUGGUCCUGGAGGCUUGACACCACUGGGACUAUUGGGACUGGGUCUGGGACUGGGACUACUGGGUCUGGGUGCGUGGAGCGUCGGAUCACCCUUGUGUUCCCUCUCUCUGGGUCUAUUUACAUGUCCGACCUGACUGCUUUAUGACAAUGGAUUACUUUCUGCUUUUAUGCAGCCUCUUGCUGCCCAUGGUGUUUGCCGUUGAAGAGACGCUGAUGGACACGAAGUGGGCCACGACAGAAUUAGCCUGGACUGCGCACCCUGAGACCGGGUGGGAAGAGGUGAGUGGCUACGACGACGCCAUGAACCCCAUCCGGACGUACCAAGUCUGCAAUGUACGAGAGCUCAACCAGAAUAACUGGCUACGCAGUGACUUCAUCCCACGGAAGGAUGUGCUGCGUGUAUACGUGGAGAUGAAAUUCACGGUGCGCGACUGCAACAGCAUUCCCAACAUCCCAGGUUCCUGCAAGGAGACCUUCAACCUCUUCUACUACGAGUCGGACUCAGACUCGGCCACAGCCACCAGCCCUUUCUGGAUGGAGAACCCUUAUGUGAAGGUGGACACUAUCGCCCCAGAUGAGAGCUUUUCCAUGCUCGAGACCGGGCGGGUAAACACAAAAGUUCGAAGUUUCGGGCCGCUGUCCAAAGCAGGGUUCUACUUGGCCUUCCAGGAUCUCGGCGCUUGCAUGUCGCUCAUCUCGGUGAGGGUCUUUUACAAGAAGUGCUCCACCACCAUCGCCAACUUUGCUGUUUUCCCAGAGACGGCGACUGGGGCCGAGGCAACCUCCUUGGUCAUUGCGCCGGGGACUUGCGUCCCCAACGCACUGGAGGUGUCCGUGCCGUUGAAGCUCUAUUGCAACGGAGAUGGCGAGUGGAUGGUUCCCGUAGGAGCCUGCACCUGUUCGUCUGGCUUUGAACCAGCCAUGAAGGAGACCCAGUGUCAAGCUUGCAGCCCUGGCACCUUCAAGUCCAAACAGGGAGACGACUUCUGCUUGCCCUGUCCAGCCAACAGCCGUGCCACCUCAGGAGCAGCCAGCGUUUGCGCCUGUCGAAACGGUUACUACCGCUCAGACACCGAUUCUCCCGAUGCCCCCUGUACCACUGUCCCUUCUUCACCGCGCAGUGUCAUCUCCAGUGUGAACGAAACCUCGCUGGUGCUGGAGUGGAGCGACCCGCGUGACUUGGGCGGCCGUGAAGACAUCUUCUACAACGUCAUCUGUAAGAAGUGCCUACCCGAGCGGGGAAUGUGCUCGCGAUGUGAUGACAAUGUCGACAUCUCGCCGCGCCACCUGGGCCUGACCCAACGCCGCGUGGCCGUCCGUAACCUACAAGCCCACACGCAGUACAGCUUCGAGAUCCAGGCGGUCAACGGCGUUUCUAACAAGAGCCCCUACACGCCUCAGUUCUCUUCAGUGAAUAUCACCACAAAUCAGGCCGCUCCGUCUGCAGUGCCCACGGUUCACCUGAUGGCGGCCACAGCGAGCACCAUGAGCCUGUCCUGGCUGCCUCCAGAGAAACCCAACGGAAUCAUUCUGGAUUAUGAGAUUAAGUACCAUGAGAAGGUAAGCGGCAAUGAUCAGGGUGAGGCCAUCGCCCAUACCAUGACCGCCCAACGAAGCAACGCCCGCAUUGAAGGUCUCAAGCCUGGUACGCCUUACGUGGUGCAGGUCCGCGCCAGAACAGUGGCCGGUUACGGCCGUUACAGCAGCCCAGCCGACUUCAGCACCAACCUGCAAUCCGACCCUCCAAAGUCAUGGCAGGAGCAGCUGCCACUCAUUGUGGGAUCAGCCACCGCCACCUUGGUCUUCAUCAUUGCAGUUGUGGUCAUCGCUAUCGUCUGCCUCAGAAAGCAGAGAAACGGUUCAGAGUCGGAGUACACAGAGAAACUGCAGCAGUACAAAUCCCCUAUAGUAACGCCGGGAAUGAAAGUCUACAUCGACCCCUUCACCUACGAGGACCCCAACGAGGCCGUGCGCGAGUUCGCCAAGGAGAUCGACGUCUCCUGCGUGAAGAUCGAGGAGGUCAUCGGCGCAGGUAACCCACCAAAGCUCCUGAGCUACAGGGGGAAGACUGCUAGUCACCUCCAGGCCAUACCGUUAGAGGACUUCACACCAAGCGGAGAGUUUGGCGAGGUGUGCCGCGGUCGCCUCAAGCUGCCUGGGCGCCGGGAGAUCAUCGUAGCCAUCAAGACUCUCAAGGUGGGCUACACUGACCGCCAGAGGCGAGACUUCCUGUCUGAGGCUUCCAUCAUGGGCCAGUUCGACCACCCCAACAUUAUCCGACUGGAAGGUGUGGUCACCAAGAGUCGGCCGGUGAUGAUCGUGACCGAGUUCAUGGAGAACGGAGCGCUGGACUCAUUCUUAAGGCUCAAUGACGGGCAGUUCACAGUGAUCCAGCUGGUUGGCAUGCUGCGUGGUAUCGCAGCAGGCAUGAAGUACCUGUCAGACAUGAACUACGUGCACAGAGACCUGGCCGCCCGUAACAUCCUGGUCAACAGUAAUCUGGUGUGUAAGGUGUCUGACUUCGGUCUAUCUCGUUUCCUCGAGGACGACCCUACGGACCCCACCUACACCAGCUCCCUGUAUUUCAUGCUCACCUACUCAUUCGCAUAUCCACAGGGGGGCAAGAUCCCCAUUCGCUGGACGGCUCCCGAGGCGAUUGCCUACAGGAAGUUCACCUCGGCCAGCGAUGUGUGGAGCUACGGCAUCGUCAUGUGGGAAGUGAUGUCGUACGGCGAGCGGCCGUACUGGGACAUGAGCAAUCAAGAUGUGAUAAAUGCCGUGGAGCAGGACUAUCGACUGCCCCCACCCAUGGACUGCCCCACAGCGCUGCACCAGCUCAUGUUAGACUGCUGGGUGAAAGAGAGGAACCUGCGACCCAAAUUCACCCAGAUUGUGGCCACGCUAGAUAAGCUUAUCCGCAACGCCGCUAGCCUCAAGGUGGUCACCAACAGCGCACAGUCCUCUGGGGUAUCCCAGCCCUUGCUUGACCGUUGUGUGCCAGACUAUACCACUUUCACCACUGUGGGGGACUGGCUGGACGCCAUCAAGAUGAGCCGCUACCGUGACAACUUCGUCAACGCCGGAUUUGCUUCCUUUGACCUGGUGGCCCAGAUGACAGCAGAGGACUUGCUGCGGAUAGGGGUAACGUUGGCCGGCCAUCAGAAGAAGAUCCUCGGUAGCAUUCAGGACAUGAGACUACAGAUGAACCAAACACUUCCUGUCCAGGUGUGAGCGACGGGACACACAGACCGAUGCAGUCGAAGGACAGCCAGACAGGAAAAAGGGGGGAGGAACUGUGCCAGAGAGAGCCAUUGGAAAACCCUAGCUGCCUGACCCAUCUCUGCCAAUUAGACGCUAUGAAACUGGCUUGCAGUGCCUCUGACUAUUUUAUUUUCCUUUAUUUCACUACCACUUCCAUUUCCUGUUCCUGCUUUUUUUUGUUAUUCGUCAUUGUUGCUUUUUCCAUCCAAUCAGAAUUAGUGUGUUUUUGAAAGAGGAAGACGAGUUAACCCUCCCCCCACCUUAUAUCCCAUGCGUGCCUCACCAGCUCUGGUGUGGGUUGACGUUUGCAUGCAUGUGUGUUUUAGUGAGGUUGGCCUUAGCCCUGUAACUGAAAUGUCACGCAAGAGCCCCUCCCCGUGACCUCUCAACCCAGCUUUGAUGGACGUAAUAAGUAGUAAAGAACGAACGCCCCCUGGUUUUGUAUAAAAAAGUGAAAAAGGAGACAAAAAAACAGGAGGUGUUUCAGAACCCACAGGAGAUAGAGAGAGGACAAUCCUUCCCCUGAUAGAAGUUGUUUUACUGUGCACGUGUGUGUCGUUCUCCAUCUUCAUAUUGAAGGUGUGUUAUCUAAAAGGGCACUUGCUGGAGAAGGGCGAGGUGGCGGAGGAGUAUUUACGAUGGGCUGAGGUCAAAGGUCAAGAGGAUGACAGAGGUCAGAAAGGUCAAAGGAGGGCAGCCACAUUUUUCUUGGACACUUGUUUUGGCUGAAUCCUCAGAAAGGUCACCAGACGACCUCUUCACCCCCGACCUGCAGUGACUCAGGAUAGCUCCACAGCUUGGGAUCACCUGCUCAUCAACUGUGUUUUUUACACAUAAAACAAAUGUUUUAUUUUUGUUUGUCCACACACCUUUUUUUUGGGCUUUCUUACACAUUUUUUUGGGAGAGUUUCAAAACGGCCGGUCGAACCCAAGUACCCCCUACUGGACGCUUUAUGUGAUUAAGGGGAGACAAGGACUGUGGCAACACUAUAGAAAGACCACUUGGCCUUUUGUGUGUGUUUUUUGUAUGUGUGCGUGCGCAUGUGUGCGUGUAUGUGUGAUUAAGUGUGCUUGGACGUGCGGGUGUGUCGAGUUGCACACAAGUAUACUGUACAAUACAGCUUCCGCUAUUUGCCACCGUGGAGAAUUAACGCAUGAACUGAACCGUGACAAGGAGCAAAUAUAUCUGAAACAAUUUACGCUAUAUUCUGUGGACAACUGUUAAACAUUCUUUUUUACUGAAUCCAAAAGAAAUGAACUUAGGACAUGCAUAUAUAUAUAUAUGUAUAUACAUAUAUAUACAUAUAUACAUACACUACAUGCACCAUGCAGAAACUGAGAGAAAUCAUGAUGGACACCUUACUUUCUACUUACUAUUAUCCGGAUUUAGAAAUAAUCAAAAUUAUUGUUUUAAUUUCUUGACAUCCCGCCCAAUGUAUUUAUUUGUACCUUGCCCUCCAACCCCACCCAACCCCACCCCACCCCCCCAACCAACACCCAGAUGGACUGUAUUUGGGACAUUGGAACAAUCAGAAGGAAGAGAAACUCCAAGAGGAUUCGCCUAAUGAAUUGCUCAUUAUUAAACAAAAAGAAAUUGCAUAUAAAUUGGAUAUUGUAUUUUUGUUGUUGUUCUAAACAGCCUGUACAUGUUUUGUAACAAAAAUACGAUAAAAUAACAAAAGAAAAAAUGGUGUUUUGACAAAAAUGGAAGUGUUGUUGUGAAAUGUUUGAUUCGGAGUGAAAUUAACAGAAAGCAAAGUAAGGAGAGAGAGAGAGAGAGAGAGAGAGAGAGAGAGAGAGAGAGAGAGAGAAUGGAGGUGGAAAGAAAGAGAUGAACAACACCCGUGGUUAGACUGCAGUACAUUUCGCCUUUUUGCGCUCCGUCCAUUGUUGUGUGUGAGUGUCUGUGUUCAAGUUUGUGUGUUUCACCUGAACUGGAUAUUACGCUUCCCCAAUCCAUUCUCAUUCUCAACAUAAAGAGCAUCUGUGAAGCACUGAGCUGUUACUAAUUGUCUUCUAGGCACAUUUUUCCAACUGAAAACCUCCUUCAAAACCACUCACAUGCAUCUCUGUGGCUUCACUAGGUUUUAUUUUGACUUAUUUACCAUCACCUCCAACAAUGGGAUCCUCCCAAACCAUUUUUAUGUUGGACAGUUAAAGAGUCAUCUCCUGCCUACCUGCCAAUCAUCUCAAUCGCCCCAGAGGCGGAGCUCCAUCACUAGACCUAUGCUUUGCCUCCCUGCAACAGGAUCCUCAUCGGAGGAUCCAGAGCUGUCAAAGAGAGAAACCUAUUGGUCUUUGUCUGUCAGGUCGAUUAAUGCGGCAGCCAAUCUGGCACUGCGACGAUACGAGCAUGAAGCGAGCGCAGACAUACGGCGCGCUGACCUAUCAUUAUCUCUCUUCAUUUCCUGUCUGGCCUGCAAUCAUCCUGUCUCAGCUCGGGCUGCUGCGUGAUUAGUACAGUGCAGGAUCAACAGCCCUGGCACGCAGACAGCCAAAAUCUGCAGACCCCCUCGUCCUAAAUGAUAGCAGCUGCAUCACGGAGACCGUACUAUUUGCACUUCUCACGGAGGGGUGUUUGAAGGUAGUGGAUUAUUAAAAGGGAUGGGGCUGGCUGCACCACUUGGUGUGAUCUUCCAUGACAGUCUCCAUAUUGUUUGGGUUGGAGCUGAUCAAUGCAAUAUGUGAAUAUUAUUAGUUAGGUGUGUAAUGAUAGCCAUGCAGUGUGUCUUCCCAUAUUACUUUUGUCAGCCUCUCCUUUGAGUCCCUUCAAAAGCCAUGGAGGAUAUUAUGCAAAUGUGUUUCCCGUUUGAUAUCGUUUCAUCUUAUACCACAUACAGACGUUUUCACUACUAGUACACUCUGCAAAGGGCUUACUAACCUGUAACAGUGGUAGUACACAAUCAAGUAGUAAUUUAACUGUCGUGUACUCAAACUAUACAGGAAAUAAGUCUCGUAUCCCAAAAACUGCGAUGAAAAAGUGUUGAAAGAGCCUGUUAGAUGAGCAAACAGUUUGUCUUGAUCUCAUUCUGCGGGAUAUUUUGUUUCUCCCCAAAGCAAAACAGCAUUUUGAUUGAAAAAGGACUGACAUAGUCUACGUUUGGAGACAAGAGAAGAGCCGAAUUAAUGCAAUCAGAUGCUCACUUUUACCUAAAAGUCUCCCAAGAAUAUACAACAUUUCUCCCUCCUGCAUUCAGCUCAAUCAUUCAAUCAGCUAAGCCCCACUGUUGCAAAGUCGCACCAAAAACAGACAGUUGAUGAGCAUAAAAAUAGAGCAGGGGGGGCUAAACACAAUCAGAUGGCAGACGUGCCCACUCUUGAAAAAUGGCAGCGCUUUGGCACUCGCAUGAACUAUUGAUGAGGUGCACGUGGCGCGCCGGAGUCCGGGGGUGCGUUCACAAAAGUCAACCGUCCGUGAGUGAUGAGCUCGACUGGCACUGUAGCGCAUCUUAAAAUGAUUAAACCGCCGCCACAUCAACUGCAAACCAUUUAUUCUUUAACUGGAUUUUUCACACAUUCAUGGUUAAUAUUUAACAUUCGCAGAGAGGAAACUUCUGACUGCACACGUUGCUGAAAUUAAGAUGGACUGUUAUGGACUGUGUGUGUGUGUGUGUGUGUGUGUGAGAGUGUGUGAAAUAUAAGGAUUGCCAUUUUUAUACAGAAACACUUUGAUCAGCAGAGUUUAGGCUUUGUCAGAUGUGGUUAUUUCUUUGUGUGCCAACAGGAUUCCCCAACAUUCCUUCCACCUUUGGUUCCCUAUUUUUACAUCCUCCGCAGGUCGUCCAACACGCCCACCCUUCACUUAUAACCAACUUUAUUUCUUCAGUUGUCUGUUUUAAAUAAAUAUAUACAGUACUGUCUUUUUCCUCUGUCUUCUAACAAUCUCCCUCCACAUCUGUCUUUUGGUCACUUUUUAAAAACCCCCCUCUUCAUAUACAAGGAAGUGAGAUGUUUCAGAGAGUACUGUACAUGUAUAGUGAACUGCGAGGAGGGGGACGGAGUAAAGCGCUGAGAAAUGCAAUUGUUAAUUCCUCUUUGAAAAGCAUUAAGAUGUAUUUAAUGGUGCAGACAUACACAACAAAUUACUAAAAAAAAAUGAUGAUGCAUUCUUGUAGAAAUAUUUUUAAAAGACCCUUUUGCAAUUAAAUUAUUUAAGAAAUGUGA
This is a messenger RNA of Sebastes umbrosus (honeycomb rockfish), 8007 nucleotides long. Its product is annotated as ephrin type-B receptor 3-like. Gene Ontology annotation, molecular function: protein binding; transmembrane-ephrin receptor activity; ATP binding. Bases 724 to 3813 code for a protein of 1029 amino acids. Gene Ontology annotation, biological process: protein phosphorylation; cell surface receptor protein tyrosine kinase signaling pathway; axon guidance. The record is from RefSeq and is a predicted model, not a curated record. Gene Ontology annotation, cellular component: plasma membrane; neuron projection. NCBI's taxonomy places the organism in Eukaryota, Metazoa, Chordata, Actinopteri, Perciformes, Sebastidae. The transcript is spliced from 16 exons.